AUGGCGCCGAAAUACGUGACAGGAAUAAAGGCCACCGUCGGCCUAACGACAAAGUUGAGGUGGCGGCGACCAAAGCCACCGCUUCCGGUCACCGUGGCUGCACUGUGCUGGCUGUCGGCUGUCACACUCGUGACCCUCUCCGGAAGGACACUGCUGCUGCUGCCGGCGACGUCGGCCAGCUCCGUGAUUGGGGACGAGAACGGUCCACUAAUAGAGGUACAGACGGCGGUCGGUCUGGACGUCUCGCUGCCCUGCGAUCUGCUGCCAACGAGCAUGACCAUGCUGACGGACAAGGUCUACUUGGUCAUCUGGUACAAGGAGGGCAACACUAAGCCAAUUUACUCCUUCGACGCACGGGGUAAAAGCCUGCAGCAGGCGAUCCACUGGUCGGACGAGGCCGUCCUCAAGUCGAAGGCGUACUUCUACUACGACACCAGCCCCCCGGCCCUGCGGAUAAAGGGCGUCAAGCAGGAGGAUGCCGGACUGUACAGGUGCCGAGUGGAUUUCCACAAAUCGCCCACGAAAAACUGCCGAAUCGACCUGGACGUGCUGGUGCCACCUUCGAAGAUUACGAUCCUGGACGAGCUCGGGGCGGCCGUCCUGAACAACGUCGUCGGUCCGUACCGCGAGCAUGCGGACGUCAAUCUUACGUGCAUCUCGACCGGGGGCCAACCGACGCCGAAGGUCACCUGGUGGCGGGAGCACGCCCUGCUCGACGACUCCAGCCUGGUGCUUCCGGACGGCACCGUCAAGAACGUUCUCUAUCUGGAGAAACUGUCGCGCCACGAUCUGCAUUCGGUCUAUACGUGCCAAGCGAGCAACGGCCACGUGGUACCGCCGCUUUCCAGUGCCGUCAAGAUGGACAUGAAACUGCCACCACUGUUCGUGCGGAUGCAGGGCCUCCGGGAGACACUGACGGCCGGUGUCAAGACGCAAGUAUCGUGCAUCACGGCCGGCAGUCGCCCAGCGCCGAGCGUCGUCUGGACCAAGGGAUCAUCCGUCAUCCGUGGCUCAUCACAAACGACGUCCAACGAUGGCAAUGUCACCGUAUCGGAGCUGGUGUUCGUGCCGGGGCCGGAGGAUAAUGAAAAAUCAAUUACAUGCUCAAUUAGCUACAACGAAGUCGACGGACCGACCGUGCUCCUGAAGGACGCCCACGUGCUGAACGUCAAGCACGUUCCUGUGAUAUCGCUGGCACUGGGCGCACCACUGAACUCGCAGAAUCUGAUGGAGGGCUCGGACGUGUAUCUGGAGUGUGACAUCAAGGCGAACCCGGCGGUGAAGAAAAUCGAAUGGUUCCACAACAACAAGCUACUGCAGUCGGCCCGCGGCAUCAUCGUGUCCAAUCAGACGCUCGUCCUGCAGAGCAUCACCAAGUCGACGCACGGCGAGUACAUGUGUCGGGCAUCGAACAGCGAGGGCACCGUCAACAGCAAUCAGCUUUAUUUGGACAUCAAAUAUCCGCCGGUCUGCAAAUCGGAAGCGCAAAUAAUUCGGGCCGCCGUGAAGCAAACGGUCAACAUCACGUGCGAUAUCGACGCCAAUCCGAUGCCGAACCUGCUGUUCCGGUGGCAGUUCAACAACUCGCUCGAGAGCAUGCUGGAGCUGCCGCCGUACACGAACGUCGAGUCGGAAGCGGCGAACCUGGCCCUGGCCGAGAUCGACCUGGAGACGAACCACAUGGGCCCCAGCCUGGAGGAGAUGGUCCGACGGAAGUUGGAGCGGUUGGAGCACUCGGUCCGUCAGCAGCAGCAGCACCACCACCAGCAACAGCACAAGGACGAAACGGUGGUCCCGUUGGUGGACGGCCAGCUCUACAUGUACCGGGUGGAGACGUUCAACAGCUUCGGCACCAUCACCUGCACCGCGACCAACGCGUACGGCCAGAGUGGCCACUGCGCCUAUCACAUACUCGUCGCCGAUGUACCGGACCCCAUCAAGAGCUGCACCGUUUCGAACGUGACCGCCUACACGGUACACAUCUCUCUGUCACCAUCGAAGGCGGUCCUCGUGCAGCUAACGCCCCUACUGGGAGCCCUCGUCGGGGCGGCCAUUACGCUCUGUCUGGUCGCCGUGUGCGUUAUCGUGUUCGUGAAGUUCAAAACGAAGAAGAAGCACCACCAGACGGGUAACACGGAGCAGGACAAGGGCAGCGCGGAACCGCUGAGCCGCAACAUCGGCAGCCACUCGAGCAUCGACGACAAGAACCCGGACGUGAUCCCGCACGAGAACAGCGAGGACGACGACGAGAAGCAGUUCGAGCGGCUGGCGCUCCACACCGACACCGCGCUCAAGUACACUACCUCGACGACGACGGUGCCGUCCGCGGUCGGGGCCUACUCACCCACGCACCACCACCAUCUCAUGUCCCCGACCGGGAAUGGCUUCAAGAAGUUCGGUGAGCUGUCGCUAACGACCAACCCCGGCUACGCGAUAUACAGCUCGCCGGUCCGAAGCUACGCCAAACCCGGGCCAGGGCAGACGCUCGGUUCACUGCUGCUGUCCUCGACGAGUGCACCGUCGGCCGCGGUGACGCCACCGCCCGGCGGGGGCCUACUGCUCCCGGGAGCAUCCGGCCCACCGAUGGCCACAUCGCCCGGCCACGGGACCGGCUCCGUCCUGUCCACCCCGGUGGGCGCGAUGCUUCCGACGCGCACCUCGCCCAACAUCUACACAAGACUGCCGCUGCGGGACUUUACGCCCAACAGCUACGACAGCAUGCUGAGCACCUCGCAAACGACUUCCUGCUCGUCGUCGUCGAACGGGGGCUACGCCACGUCGCAGAUCUACACCGCCAAAAUGCCGCUCCUGACGACCAACUACAGCACGCUGGACAGUACGGGGCCGUGCGCCACCGGGCUCGGCGGGCCGGACAAAUGUUGA
Messenger RNA from Anopheles bellator, 2883 nucleotides. Its product is annotated as nephrin-like. Lineage: Eukaryota; Metazoa; Arthropoda; Insecta; Diptera; Culicidae. The transcript is spliced from 17 exons. The record is from RefSeq and is a predicted model, not a curated record. The coding region runs from base 1 to 2883 and encodes 960 amino acids.